CAAAAUAAGCCCAGAAUAAGCCCAGAAUAAGCCCAGAAUAAGCCCAGAAUAAGCCCAGAAUAAGCCCAGAAUAGGCCCUAAAUAAACCCUAAAUAAACCCAGUUCACUUACAAUGACUUCGCAGUACAGGGUAAACUACCACUUGCGCGCGCACAAGCGCGACACGCUGAUCGAGUUCAUCAAGGGCAUGCUCCUGACACCAUUCGUGCUGCACGCACAGCCGCAGCCGCUCAGCGAAUCCGAGCAACAGGCCAAGCACGUGCACCUGAACCUACACCGGCACUACACGGAAGAGGCCCAAGAGGCGAACACCCAGCGCUACGCCGAGAUCUUCAGCAACAUCGAAGAUCUGAUCUCGGAGCACCGCGAGUUCCAGCACCAAGGCAUCGGCGGCUACUCGCGGCUGGCCAGGUUGGUGCCAUCCAUCGGCACGUUUUUCACCCACUUGCCGCUGCAGCAGGCGUUCCGCCGCGUGGACCAACGCGACCGCAUUUCAAGACGCAAGCACGUGCCGCCGUCGUUUAAUGAUGUGCGGCGCAUCCUUAAUAUUGCGCAGGUUAUGGCGAUUGCGCCGGAUCUGCAGCUGGUGACUUUCGACGGGGACAUGACGCUGUACGCCGAUGGGCAGAACUUCGAGCAGGACAAUGAGCUGACCCACCUGCUUAUUUCGCUGCUGCGUCGUCGUAUUUGCGUUGCCAUUGUUACUGCUGCGGGUUAUGGCAGCGACGCGCCACGCUACGAGCAUCGGCUGUCGGGGCUUCUCAAGGGCUUUGCGCAGGAGCGGUUGACGCCAGAAGAGGUGGGGCAGUUUUACGUGCUUGGCGGCGAGUGCAACUUCCUCUUCCGCUGCAACCCCGCGUACCGUCUGGACUACGUGGAGGACUCGCAGUACCCGUCGUCUUUGCGCUCGUGGACGGACCCGCAGGUGCAGCAGCUGCUGGACGUUGCUGAGCGCGAGCUCGCUGACUGCGUUCGCCGCAUGUCGCUGAAUGCCGAGAUUUUGCGUAAGCCGCGCGCUGUUGGGCUGGUUCCGCAGGCGCAGCAGCAGUUGACCAGGGAGCAGCUGGACGAGUGCGCGCUGUCGUCGCAGUUCGCCCUGCUUAAAUUCCAAGGGUCGCCUAAGGCCCAGCCGGGCGACGUGCCGAUCCCGUUUUGCGCAUUCAAUGGCGGAAACGAUUGCUGGGUGGAUAUUGGAAAUAAGCUGAUUGGCGUUCGCAUUUUGCAGAAUAUGCUGGGCGCUGGCCCGCAGAGCACCCUGCACGUGGGCGACCAGUUUCUGUCCACUGGAAACGACAUUUCCACGCGCACUGCCUGCUGCACGUGCUGGAUCAUUAACCCGCAGGAGACCCAGAGCAUGCUGAACGAGCUGGAGCUGGUGCUAUCGGCCAGAGAAGACUAGAAUAAAUAACUUAGAGGUGAGAAUAUGCAAUUAAUGUAAUUUAAAUAUAUAUGAGAAGACUUUUGUCAACAAAUCAAUCAA
Kickxella alabastrina is the source of this 1480-nucleotide messenger RNA. RefSeq names its product IMP-specific 5'-nucleotidase 1. Gene Ontology annotation, molecular function: magnesium ion binding. The transcript has a single exon. Gene Ontology annotation, biological process: nicotinamide riboside biosynthetic process; inosine salvage; nicotinic acid riboside biosynthetic process. NCBI's taxonomy places the organism in Eukaryota, Fungi, Kickxellomycota, Kickxellomycetes, Kickxellales, Kickxellaceae. The record is from RefSeq and is a predicted model, not a curated record. Bases 113 to 1399 code for a protein of 428 amino acids.